Messenger RNA from Malus domestica (apple), 1023 nucleotides. RefSeq names its product heterodimeric geranylgeranyl pyrophosphate synthase small subunit, chloroplastic-like. Gene Ontology annotation, molecular function: prenyltransferase activity. The record is from RefSeq and is a predicted model, not a curated record. NCBI's taxonomy places the organism in Eukaryota, Viridiplantae, Streptophyta, Magnoliopsida, Rosales, Rosaceae. Gene Ontology annotation, biological process: isoprenoid biosynthetic process.
UCUUCCUCCCCACUAUUAGAGCAGAUCUCCUAUUAGAGCUCCCAAUUCAGAGAUUCAGAAGAACCCAGAAAAAAAAAAUGGCUUUUUUCUCGAUGAUAUCGGCAUCAUCCCAACUCUACAUUCCAAAGAAGCUAGCUUUUCCAAUCCGGUGCUCCUCCGCUUCAUCGUCGCCGUCUAUUUCAACCCAAUCGAGCUCCCUCAAGUUCGAUUUGAAAACCUACUGGACUACCCUGAUCGCCGACAUGAAUCAGAAGCUUCACGAAGCCAUUCCGAUUCGGUACCCAGAGCAGAUCUAUCAAUCCAUGCGGUACUCCGUCCUCGCUGAUGGCGCCAAGCGAGCCUCACCGGUCAUGUGCGUCGCAGCCUGUGAACUCUUCGACGGCAACCACCUUGCCGCCUUCCCUAUCGCCUGCGCUCUUGAAAUGGUACAUGCGGCUUCACUCAUACACGACGAUAUUUCGUGCAUGGAUGACGACCCAUCACGGCGAGGCCAGCCCUCGAACCACAUAAUUUACGGCGAUGACAUGGCUAUUCUCGCCGGGGAUGCUCUGUUUCCAUUGGGGUUUCAGCACAUUGUAUCAAACACGCCUUCCAACCUUGUGUCGGAGCCGCGCCUCCUGCGUGUGAUCACAGAGAUUGCUCAGACCGUGGGUCCCACGGGAAUGGCGGCCGGGCAGUUCCUGGACCUUGAAGGCGGGCCAGAGGCGGUGGAAUUCGCUCAGGAGAAGAAGUUUGGGGAGAUGAGUCAGCGCUCUGCUGUUUGCGGAGAACUGCUGAGGGGUGCUGAAGAUGAUGAGUUGGAUAGGCUGAGGAGGUAUGGGAGAGCUGUUGGGGUUUUGUACCGGGUGGUUGACGAUAUUCUUGAGGAGAAGAUGAAGGGCGGAGAUGAUUAGCAUGAAGAUAAAUGAGAUUGGAUACGUCCCAGACACUAGCCACGUACUUUUCUAUGUAGACCAGCAGGAGAGGGAAGUCAAGUUGCAGUACCAUAGUGAGAAGCUUGCUCUAGCAUUUGCGCUUCUUAAC